Messenger RNA from Oncorhynchus kisutch (coho salmon), 2948 nucleotides. It is a transcript of the gene arg2, whose product is annotated as arginase 2. Gene Ontology annotation, cellular component: cytoplasm; mitochondrion. NCBI's taxonomy places the organism in Eukaryota, Metazoa, Chordata, Actinopteri, Salmoniformes, Salmonidae. The transcript is spliced from 8 exons. The coding region runs from base 407 to 1450 and encodes 347 amino acids. The record is from RefSeq and is a predicted model, not a curated record. Gene Ontology annotation, molecular function: manganese ion binding; arginase activity.
CGUCGUUUACAGUAUUGACGCAUGUCUUCCUUCACGAGGUAACGGGAUUUAUGAAUAAGGACACAGAAUUAAUGAUUGUGUUUUCAGAUUUAACGCGUGGCAUUUGGGUGAAUUUGCAUAUGAUAUGGGGUUAAAAUAUUUUCAAACUCUACAAGGUAUUUAGAGACAAAUGUCAGUUGAUCUUGCUCUUAAUCCUGACCGCCAUUCAUCCCCUCAUGAAUAUUAAUGAAAUCAUAAGAGCAUAAAACCAUCUCCCCAACGUGCGCUCACAUCAAAGCGUCACCAUCGUCAGAGUGGGAUCCUACAAGAAGAGCGUUUGAAUCCACUUUUGAAUCUCAGCCUUGGUCGUUAAACGGUUGUUAUACAUUAUUUUGAAGUCAAUUGAUAAAUUAAAUACGAUUUUAAAAUGGCUUUAAGAGGGCCACUGCGUCGUCUUCUAAGGACUCAACUCAACAAUACCUGUCAGAGCAGAGCGCAUUCUGUGGCUGUUUUAGGAGCACCAUUCUCAAAAGGACAGAAAAGGAGAGGGGUGGAACAUGGACCCAAAGCCAUCAGGGAUGCCGGUCUGAUCGAGAGGCUUUCAAAUCUGGAUUACCCAGUGCAUGACUUUGGAGACCUGAGCUUCCAGUAUCUGGAGAAGGACGAGCCCUACAUGCACGUCCCCUUCCCUCGCACUGUGGGCAGAGCUAACAAACUGCUGUCAGGGGCCGUCCGCAACGCGGUGGGAGCCGGACACACUACCAUCAUGCUGGGAGGAGACCACAGCCUGGCCAUUGGUUCAGUGGAAGGCCACGCCCGGCAGUGUCCUGACCUGUGUCUGAUCUGGGUCGACGCCCACGCUGACAUAAACACGCCCCUCACCUCGCCCUCAGGGAACCUCCACGGACAGUCGGUUGCCUUCAUGCUGAAAGAGCUGCAGAACAAGAUGCCAGAGCUGCCAGGGUUCAGCUGGAUGAAGCCCUUCCUGUCAGCUAAGGACCUGGUCUACAUUGGCCUGAGAGACGUCGACCCUGGAGAGUACGACAUCCUGAAGGACUUGGGUGUCCAGUACUUCACAAUGAGAGACAUCGACAGGCUCGGCAUCCAGAGAGUCAUGGAAGUCACUUUCGACCACCUCUUGUCAAGGAAGCAGCGGCCGAUCCAUCUGAGUUUUGACAUUGAUGCGAUGGACCCGUCUUUGGCCCCGGCCACAGGAACACCAGUAAACGGAGGUCUGACCUACAGAGAAGGAAUCUGGAUCACAGAGGAGAUCCACAACACAGGGUUGUUGUCAGUGAUGGACCUUGUUGAGGUCAACCCAGACCUGGGGGCGAGUCGUGAGGCGGUGGCGAGCACCGCUUCCAUGGCGGUGGACGUCAUCGCAUCAUCCCUGGGCCAGACCCGCGAGGGAGGUCCCAUCACCCAGGAGUCGCAAACACUCAAAGACGACACGGAACAGCUUCGACUCUAGAAUCACAUUCUAGAACCACAUUCUAGAACUCAAAAAGACUUAACAUAUUGGCAUUCCUGAAUUAGUUUUUUUUUUUUAAGACUGUACAUACAGAACAGAUGCACUGAAACUAGUUGAAUUGUUUCAAAGCAUUUAGUUGCAUCUUCUGUGUGUGUUAUAUAUAUCUAUAUCUAUAUAUAUCUAUAUAUAUAUAUAUUACUGUAUGGCAACCUGUUCAACAGUCAGUCAAACAAUCAUGACUGAACUUGGAAAGCCUUGUUCAAGGAUUACAUCGCUAAUUUACUAAGAUGGCGUGAAAAGCUUUAGCCUGGGCCCAGAUCUGUGUUUUCAUGUCAACUGUUUGCCAUGACAAGACUGGCAAAAUAGUAGUACAAAUACACUGGUAACCUAAGGCUAUUAAAAGCCCACAUCUUAAAUUUAAACUGUAAUUGAUGUGAUCAACAGCUGGUCGCUCUGGCCUUGACAGGACAGUCUCCCUAGCUCCACUAUUUAAAUGUUGACUGUAUUCGAUGUGAUCAGUGGUAUGCCCCACAGGCGAUCACUAAAACUCAGUAUUGCUCAUGACUGGAUCCUGAAUCUCUGCAAUAUAACAGGGUUGUAACGAAAUAAAAAUGAUAAUACUAAUGUGACCAUAGUGUGGUUUGGAAACACAAAUACCUCGAGCUAGUGGCUGUGCCAGUUGAGUUGUCGUAGUGAUGCGUUUGCACUCUAGGAUCAGAUGUGGGGUUUGAUGUAAUUUGUUUUUGUCUAGAAUGAUUGUGUUUUGUAGUAGUUAAUAAUGACUAUUAUGAUGUUGGUAUUUGUAGUAGUUAAUAAUGACUUAUGAUGUUGGGGUAUUUGUAGUAGUUAAUAAUGACUUAUGAUGGGGUAUUUGUAGUAGUUAAUAAUGACUUAUGAUGUUGGGGUAUUUGUAGUAGUUAAUAAUGACUUAUGAUGGGGUAUUUGUAGUAGUUAAUAAUGACUUAUGAUGUUGGGGUAUUUGUAGUAGUUAAUGACUAUGUUGGGGUAUUUGUAGUAGUUAAUAAUGACUUAUGAUGUUGGGGUAUUUGUAGUAGUUAAUGACUAUGUUGGGGUAUUUGUAGUAGUUAAUAAUGACUUGAUGUUGGGGUAUUUGUAGUAGUUAAUAAUGACGUAUGAUGUUGGGGUAUUUGUAGUAGUUAAUGACUAUUAUGAUGUUGGGGUAUUUGUAGUAGUUAAUAAUGACUAUGUUGGGGUAUUUGUAGUAGUUAAUAAUGACUUAUGAUGUUGGGGUAUUUGUAGUAGUUAAUGACUAUUAUGAUGUUGGGGUAUUUGUAGUAGUUAAUGACUAUUAUGAUGUUGGGGUAUUUGUAGUAGUUAAUGACUUACGAAUCCAUGUCAGUCUAUUCACUGUGUUAUUUUAGUCUGUAUUAAAUGACCAGUUCAUUUUUAAUAAGUUAAAAUGAGUGUAUGUAAUGGCUGUAUGGUGAGAGAAAUAACUUAUUUACUAAAUAUAACAAAUGCCUUUUUGACCACUGAA